CUUUAUUUUUCCAGUUUUCACUUUACACCCCCAUCUUUCCUUUCUUUUGCUUUACCCCCUCGUUCCAUUUGUCAAAUAUGCAGGUGACCUCGUGGCAUGCAAAUGCACGUGUCGCGUUCAGCUGUGUUCCAUUCAACACGUGCCUAAAACUCUUUCUCCAGCUCUUCUCCUCCUUUAAAUCUCAUUCUAGGCUUCCAUGGCUUCACUUUCGGUUUUGGUCGGACCAUCGUCGGAAGAAAUCCAGAUGGCAGGCGGCGGAGAAGGAGACUGGAGGAAGCAGGCAGAUACGCACAAGAUGAGCUCGGAGGAAGUGAAAGCGGCGGGAGUUGAAGGCUCGAAGCGGCCACCGGGGCAGAACCCCGGUGGAGUUCUUCACCAGCGCAGGAAGAUGCCUUUCAGCACCCCGACCAUGGCCGCUGCCGGCUUUCUCGUUGUCGCGGGGAUCGGGUACAUGGUUCUUUACGCCAAGAAGAAACCGGAGGCGGAUGCUCGUGAUGUGGCCCGAGUCGCUACCAACACCGCCGAUCCCCGUGACACUCAUCCUCGCAGAUAGAUGGGAAAACAUAGAUUACUAGUUCGUAUUCUCUUUUGAUUUCAUCAUGCUCUUAAUUACUUCUUUUCUGCAGUUCAAUGUUUUGUCACGUUGAAAUAACAGGAAACAAUGAUGCGCUAUGUAAAUAUUUGGUCCUUAAUGCUCUGUAUCCUAUGCAAUUGAAAUUGCUGUAUUUUCUGUGUUCUGAGAAAGCUGAUGACUGUAGACGGUACCGAACAGACUUUCAACGCAGCUCAUAUCUACAUGCAACUAUGCAAGAUCCACCUCUUGUGAUGAAUCUCGAUAUGCAAGUGUCCUUUCGCCGAUUUUUUCACUUGCCAAUGGUGAAAAGUUCGUAAUUCAGACCGGUUUUGAACUCCCAGAGUUCGCUAAGUUUAGAACUCCAGAGUUCAAGAAAACUUCCCUCGUGUCCAGAGGGUACAACUCGAAGAACGACGAAGUCGUCAUAUUGACGAAGGUCGAAGAACGACGACAACCAUCGACAAGCGAAACAGGAGAUGAACGAAGGUGAACAAUUGAAAGGCUAUUACAUCAUAAUCUCUCGACGACAUUGUCUAAAUACAAAAAUGAGCAACAA
Linum trigynum is the source of this 1130-nucleotide messenger RNA. Lineage: Eukaryota; Viridiplantae; Streptophyta; Magnoliopsida; Malpighiales; Linaceae. The record is from the annotation of a GenBank genome assembly.